Messenger RNA from Sycon ciliatum, 2492 nucleotides. Its product is annotated as slit homolog 1 protein-like. NCBI's taxonomy places the organism in Eukaryota, Metazoa, Porifera, Calcarea, Leucosolenida, Sycettidae. The transcript has 12 exons. The record is from RefSeq and is a predicted model, not a curated record. Gene Ontology annotation, molecular function: calcium ion binding; protein binding. Bases 363 to 2459 code for a protein of 698 amino acids.
UGCAUUGACGAGCAGCGCAUUCCUUACUUGAAUUUAGUCGUGGCACACAGCUUUACAACAAGAAGGAGGAGAUGGUCAAAGUCAAUCUUGAAAGGCUUGUGGUCCUUUGAAGUAGCUUCAGCAGUGUGUGUGUGUGUGUGUGAUGAGGCCACAACGUCAGAACACGAGACAAUUCCGCGAAGUACAUGUAACUAAAGUAGUAGCAAGCUGGAUAGUCGCAACUACAGUGGAGCUGGCUGCUAGACAAGAACUGUCUUUGCCCACCAUUUCCACUCUAUUACCCUCGGAGGUAGAAACAAUUUGCAGUUGCCGUGAUCCAGUUGACGAUGCGUUCUUGUGCGUAACAUAACUUACAAUCCGCAAUGGACAGUUACAAGAUUGCUUCCUCCUCCGUCACACAGUCUAAGGAUGUACGCCCACCAAGCGGUUAUCGUCUGUUAGCAAUUGCUUUGGCAAGCAUCACUGCUUUCUCCGCAUCAGCGCUGGCAUCCUGCAGCACGUAUUUUUGCCCAAGCACCAUAGUGUCCUUCACAGCGAUCCCUGUGUCAAGUGUGACGGUAUUUCCAACCUGCACCACAAACUUGACCCUUCUACUAUCCGGUAUAUCCAUUGUUCAAGAUUAUGGAAGGUUUCCAGACUUAAUUCACCUCAAUUUACGAAACAACCAGUUCACCUCAGUGGAUGAAGACCAAUUUCAAAACGCCACGAAACUCAAGCUUCUAGGAUUAGAUGACAAUAACUUCACGUCGUUUCCACCCAAGCUUCUGUACAACCUUGUCGACCUUCGUAUUUUUGGAUGUAGAUCGAACCAGUUGACCUACUUGCCAACAAACUUCUUCCUUAAAAAUCGCAAACUGUACGAAUUCCAUAUAGUGGACGUACUAGGAACCUUCAUUGACGAUGUAUCGCUUUGCCCAAUCUCUCAAGUAGCAUCAAGAGGUCUCUCGUUGUUCAGCCAAAUUGGUUUGAAGAACAUAUCAGUGGAUUUCAUGCUAGACACCUGCAAAGGAGCAUAUGUGGGAUGCUAUCAUGAUGACAACAGAACCAAGUUCUUUUGUGAGUGCCCGAGCGGGAAAAUCUUCGGCGGUCGUGAUUUGGGCUGCCAGGACGUGAGCAUUUGCCACCAGCAGUACAGCAGCAAGUGUGUCCUCUUUCCAACAUGCACGCUACUGCCAGGCACCUUGAACUACAACUGCGCAUGUCUGCCGGUGCUGACGCUGUCGAAUGACGGAUCCACCUGCCAGCAGAUAAAUGAAUGUGCGAUGAAUACCUCACUGUGUGCCACGAAUGAAAUCUGUGUUGAUACGUGGGCAAGUUACCAUUGUACUUGCAAAUCAGGAUACUACCGAGGUGGUGGGAACUGCACCAACGCCAAUGAAUGUGAGGUUGGUGGAUUCAUACCCUGUGGAACAAAUGAGGUGUGCAUUGAUUCACCAGGGUCAUACACUUGCCAAUGUUCAAACGGAUUCUCAGGAUCUGGGAGAACAUGUUCGGAUGUCAAUGAAUGUUCUACAACCGGUAGCAGUGCUGUCACAUGUCCACAGAACUCAACUUGCUUAAAUACAAUUGGGUCGUAUGAGUGUAGGUGUGAUGCUGGCUUCCAGGAUAUUCUACAACCCACAUCGCCGACAUCUCCUCGUUGUGAAAACAUUGAUGAAUGCUGUAAUGGCCAGGCUACGUGCUCUGCUGAUAUGCAAUGCAAUGAUACCGUGGGAUCAUAUCAAUGUCUGUGCAAAACCGGAUUCCGUUGGCAAGGCAAAGAUGACAUUUGUAAAAAUAUCAACGAGUGUCAAGCCUCUGCUGAGAAUCCCUGUACGACCACAUCACAGUGCAUUGACACGGAGGGAUCAUUUGUGUGUCUGCCAACUUGGCGUGGGGAAGCUCUCUUCUCAUCGUCGGCAUCCAGCACAGCAGGUGAUGGCACUGCAACCACCACGGCAGCUGUUCAAAUCUCCACGCUGGCUGUGGGAACUAUACUGCUCGUUUGUGCCAUCGCGAACCUUCUUGUCGUCAGCAAGGUGAGGAAACAACAGCAGUGCGACGAGAGAAUGCGCUUAGAAAAUACGAAGCGCGGUCACGAGGUGCACGCACGGCCGGACAAUACCCUAGCUGAAUCUUCUACAUCAAUCGUCAACACUGGAUCUAUCUCUGCUCCUUAUUGCAACAGUACUUGGGAUGGACGCUCCACCACAAAAUCUUACAAGGCGCGACACCAGGACAGUUCUCAGCAAUGGGGAUUGGUGGACGAAUACACAUGCAGCUUGCACCCGAACAGGGGCAUACCACAGGGUGAUGAGCACAACCCACAUCUGGAGACCAUCGUGAAUUCUACUGGCUUCGACCAAUCGGACUACGACCACCUGGGCAGUGAGAACACAUGCCCAUCGCAUCGCAUUCCCGAGGAAACCAAGUCUUUAUCAGACACUGCAGUAGAAUCAUUACAUCAUCUCCAGUGCUAGAUCUAGACCACGCACAUUGCACAUUUCCAAACA